AUGGAUGAUACUGAACAACCUUCAACAUCUGAUGGAUUAGAUAUUGGUGAAACUAAAGGAACAAUAUCUAUGCAUAAUGUGGAGCGCAGAGUAUUAAUGCCAGUUGAUGGAAGUGAACAUAGUGAAAGAGCCUUUAAAUGGUAUAUGGAGAAUGUGAUGAAGUUAACUGAUGGCUUAUACCUAGUUCAUAUAGUUGAACCAAUGUCACCUGGAUUGAAUUAUAGCCUUGCCAGUAAAUCAUUAUCUUUGAAGGAUGAUUUUUCACGCCAUAUAAAUUCACUCAUUGAAUCAGGUCGUGUUUUACGUGAAAAGUUUCUUACACGCUGUGAACAAGUUGGUUUAUCGGCAAAAUUUAUAAUACACGUUGGAACUAAACCAGGCGAAAAUAUUGUCCGUCUUGCACAUGAAAAUGCAGCUAAUCUAGUUAUCGUUGGCAACCGGGGUAUUGGAACAGUUCGUCGAACAUUUCUUGGUAGUGUAAGUGAUUAUAUUUUACACAAUGUAAAUGUUCCAGUCAUUGUAAUACCUCCGCCUAAACAUUCAAAGAAAAAGUAG
Molecule: messenger RNA, 555 nt
Organism: Trichobilharzia regenti
Lineage: Eukaryota; Metazoa; Platyhelminthes; Trematoda; Strigeidida; Schistosomatidae
Source: the annotation of a GenBank genome assembly